AAACUGUAAUUCCCCCAUGUUUGCCCUCACUCACCUCCGUAGCGAUUUCCCCCCUUUCGAUUCCAUGGAUCAAACGCCUUCCACUCCGCAACCCACCGACCCGCCGCCGCAAACUACAACCGCCACCUCCUCCGUCACAUCCACCGCCCCAACCACCACCACCUCCACUUCAUUCGCAUCUUCAAACCCCACGCCAUCCCUAAAACCUCCUACCGCGGCACAAUCUAACAAUUCCCAAACAAGGCCGCCGUUUAAUACCCGGCCAUGGCAGCAGCCGCCCUACUCGCACUUCUCUCUCCCCUCGCCGCCCAUGCCUGCUUCUUCCGCCUCGACAUCCUCUUCGAUUUCCGCUCCGCCACCGUCUCGCCCCGGAAUGGCGAUCGGAGUCCCUGCUCAUAGCCCCUCCACAGGCCCCCCUUCGCCUGCCUCAUUCUCUUCACACACUCCUCCCGCUUACGCUCAGCAGCCUCAGAUAAGGCAGCCGGUGCAAGGAAUGGGAAUGACGGGUGCACUGGGCGCCUCAUCGUCAAUGCGUCCCGCAGGUGUGUCUUCGAAUCAGCUGAGGCCUUCACAGUCAUCUCUUAGACCGCAAUCGAGCCCAACGAACCAGUCUCCUGCUGCACAGAAUUUUCAAGGACAUGGCAUGCUCAGAGUUUCCUCACUUGGAUCUCCUGGGGUACUAUCACCGAGUAGUUCUCAAAGUCCACAGACCCAGAACCAGCCAUGGCUGUCUUCUGGAACCCAAGGAAAACCUCCUCUACCAACCCCGUCUCUUCGGCCUCAGGCAAGCCCUCAAUCAUUUCAACCGAGAUCCCACAUUACGCAGCAGCAGCACCAUCACAUGCCUACCACCCCGCAACAACAGACAAUUGGUUCCAGCCAGCAGUCUCCACAACCCUCAGCCUCAGGCCAGUCACAGGAUCAUUUUAACCAACAAUUUCCUCCUCCCCGAUCCAUUACUCAUCAACAACAGAUGAGCAGGGGACCAGGAAUUGGAACCCAAAGGCCACCUCUUGGCAUGAACGUGUCCGGUGCAUCACACCCUGGAGCCCUCAAUAAACCUGCCACUGCAGAUACUGAAGAAUCUUCCAACAGGAUUUUAAGUAAACGCAGCAUUCAGGAGCUUGUAAAUCAGAUUGAUCCAUCUGAAAAAUUGGAUACUGAAGUUGAAGACAUUCUAGUCGACAUUGCUGAGGAUUUUGUUGAAUCAAUUACAACAUUUGGUUGUUUGUUGGCGAAACACCGAAAAUCUUCCACUUUAGAAGCAAAAGACAUACUCCUGCAUCUGGGUUAGUUUUCAUGCGUACCUUAUAAGUU
Salvia hispanica is the source of this 1317-nucleotide messenger RNA. The record is from RefSeq and is a predicted model, not a curated record. NCBI's taxonomy places the organism in Eukaryota, Viridiplantae, Streptophyta, Magnoliopsida, Lamiales, Lamiaceae.